AUGUAUUAUUGGGAAUCAAAUGAAUUAAUUUGUUCACAAAUACAAAAAGAAAAUUAUCAAUUAGUUAAACAUCUUUAUAUUUGUAGUGAAGAAAUAAAAGAUAAUUAUCUAAUUUAUUUUCCAAAUGUUAAUCAAUUAACUAUUAAACAUCAUUUUGAAACAUCAGAUGAUUCAAUUCCAACAACUCUUCAUCGUAUGAUUCCUUUAAAACAACUUACAAAACUAGUUAUUGAAUGUUAUAAGUUUUCAUUCGUCGAAAUUUUUCAAUUGUUACGUUUGACACCUAAUUUAUAUGCAUUUAAAUUGGAUCAUGUAUCAUUCAGCGAUAUUAAUUUAAAUGUAAUUAAACAAAAUGAAGUUUUUCAAUAUGUAUCAAAAAGAAAUAAAAUAAAAAUUCUCGAUUUUUGUGUUUGGUGUUCAUUGAAUGAAAUUCAAUUGGUUAUGAAUUUAUUUCCACAAUUAGAAUAUCUUAAAAUUGGAAUGAAUAGAAAAGAAAUACAAUCAAUAAUUCGAUUUUUAUUAUUAAAAACUAAUGAUAAAACACAACAUUUAUUCUUUUUAUGUAUUUUACGAAUACCAAAAAUAUAUUUAAAAAAAUUAAAUGUUUUAAUCAAAUCAGAAAAUUUACUUCAUGAUUACCGCAGUAAAUUUAUUAAUCGUGAUUUAUAUUUAUGGUGGUAA
Molecule: messenger RNA, 681 nt
Organism: Rotaria sp. Silwood2
Lineage: Eukaryota; Metazoa; Rotifera; Eurotatoria; Philodinida; Philodinidae
Source: the annotation of a GenBank genome assembly